AUGUCCAAGAAAGCCAAGUAUGUGUCUGAAAGCGCUACCAGAGACGCCAAAAGAGGUGGAUCAAGAGGAAAAUCCCCUGGCAGAGGCAAACAAGCUGAGGCUCCAGACACCUCAAACUUGACCCAAGACGAAAUCAAUGAAAUCAAGGAAGCCUUCGAUCUCUUUGAUUCCGAUAAUUCAGGCACCAUUGAUCCAAAAGAAAUCAACGCUGCACUUGCAUCCUUAGGACAAGAUAAAACCCCAACCAGUUCUCAUUAAAAAACCUUCAAGGCUAAUUUUGGUAUUUUUUCUGUAAAAUUAUGCAUUUUUUCUUAUAAAGCCAAUAAUAAUUUUUAUUUGUAAAUGCCUUUUGUAGUUAUUUAUGAGUACCCCAACCAUCUUCAGACUGCUUGCUGGCAUUGAAGAACUCGGCGCUGCCAUUACCUUCGAUGACUUCUUAGGCCAUAUCAGCGAAAGGCUUGGCCACAGAAACACUAAGGACGGAAUCAAAAGAAUUUUCGACCUAUUUGACGCAGAUGGCUCAGAAACAAUUAACGUCAAAAAUCUUGCCAGAGUUGCCAGAGAGCUAGGAGAAAGCAUGACUGAAGAAGAACUCCAAGAAGCCUUGGCUAAGGUGUCAGCUGAUAAGACAUCAAUGACUUUUGAUGAUUUCUAUACAGUUAUGACCAAGAAGAUUUAUGGCUAA
Blepharisma stoltei is the source of this 685-nucleotide messenger RNA. The record is from the annotation of a GenBank genome assembly. NCBI's taxonomy places the organism in Eukaryota, Ciliophora, Heterotrichea, Heterotrichida, Blepharismidae.